This is a messenger RNA of Leishmania braziliensis MHOM/BR/75/M2904, 1722 nucleotides long. RefSeq names its product putative pumillio protein 3 (gene PUF3). The record is from RefSeq and is a predicted model, not a curated record. Gene Ontology annotation, biological process: post-transcriptional regulation of gene expression. Gene Ontology annotation, molecular function: mRNA binding. Lineage: Eukaryota; Euglenozoa; Kinetoplastea; Trypanosomatida; Trypanosomatidae. Gene Ontology annotation, cellular component: cytoplasm. The transcript has a single exon. Bases 1 to 1722 code for a protein of 573 amino acids.
AUGGCCUGGACGGUGCACGAAGAUGAAUACAGGAGGGAAACAUACGAUAACCUCGAGGAGAUCCUGCAGUACGUGGUUCAAACGGAGGAAGGCGCGCAGCAGUCGAAGUCUACUGGAAAGUACACCAAGAGCUCGCAGGUAUUUUCGACGCCGUCUCCGCUGACCGUUACGGAGCUGAGCUCACCCAUCAAGCACCAGCUUACGAAUGCUUUCCCAUGGCAGUUACAGAGCCCUAUGACAAACAACUCUUCCUUUCAUAACAUGGGCAUUCCGUACACUCCAGCGCAGAGCCCCCAGCAGCGCUGCUGCAACAACCGCUUCAACAGCAGUUACGGCGACUACUACGACCGUAAACCGAAGAUCAUAAAGAGUAGUGAGGCUUACGUUCUCUCUCCAGGAGCGGAAAAGCGAGACAUGAGUGCCGGACAAAUGGACUACAUGAUGGCCAUGGAGGUGAACAGUAUGCCACUGCCUGACGUGACGAGGCAGAAGGAGGCACUUGCUUCACCGGAUAUGGUGGUGGGCGGAGGUUACGGCGACUGGUCAGGAAAUGGCAGCAAAUACUCUCAGAGUGAUGCCGUUACCGCCGAUAGCCUGCGAGGCAGGGUGUACGAAACCGCGAAGGACCAGCACGGCUGUCGCUAUCUGCAGCGAUGGCUAGACACGAACUGCGACCCUGAGGUGGUACAGGUGAUCAUGGACGAAGUCAUUCCGCACGUGGGGGAGCUGAUGACAGACCAGUACGCGAACUUUCUUAUUCAAAAGUUGUUCGACAUCAUGCCAGAUGAUGUGCGAUACAAGGUUGCCAUCGUGGCGGCGCCACAGAUUUGCAUGAUUGCCCUCACACCGCAUGGUACGUUUAGCGUUCAGAAGAUGAUCGAAACGAUUUCGACGCGUGCUGAGAUGGAGAUUAUUUGCGAGGCACUUGCCAAGGAUGUUGUUCGACUAGUUAAGGAUGCACACGGAAACCAUGUGAUUCAAAAAGUGCUUCAGCGCUUCGACUUUGACGACAAGGAGUACAUCUACAGAGCGGUGGCGACGGACUGCGUGUCGAUUGCUAAGAACAAGCAGGGAUGCUGUGUGCUGCAGCGCUGUCUCGAAUACGCCUCACCGCAGCAAAAGGCUGCCCUUGUCGAUCAGGUGCUCGCUUGCUGCCUGCAAAUUGUCCAGGAUCCGUUCGGCAACUACGUCCUCCAGUACGUCCUAGAGGCGCACGAUAGCAAGAUAAACGACACCAUUGCCCUUUCCUUCCUACCCCACCUGGUUCAGCUGUCUAUGAACAAGUUCAGCUCCAACGUGAUGGAAAAAGUGUUGCGCGGUGCCUCGAAGCCGGUGCAGGUACUGUACGUGGAGGAGAUGUGCAACCCAGAGAUCAUUUCCCGCCUCAUUCAAGACGACUUCGGCAACUACGUCCUUCAGACAGCGCUCACGAUAAACGCACCAGCGCAGGCAGAGCAACUCGUGAACACUAUUCGUCCCUUUAUGCCGUUGAUCAAGAACGCACCGUACGCGAAGAAGAUGGAGGGCAAGAUGGAGGCUGUUGCACGGAAGAUGGAGGGUAACACCUUCCACUCACCGCGGGAAGAAUGUAUUGCUCGCCAAGGAAGCGGGGGCACCCCGCACAGCAAGUUCGACCGCUCUCCCAACUACGAGCGACACUACAUGAGCGGUGCAGAUCGGCAGCUGCAUUAUCAUCAUCCCACGCCAUGGCAGACAUCGUAG